AUGGCUUGCGAUCUUCAGGAUCACCUCACAGCCCCAACGCCUGACCCUGCGACUCAAGAAUGGGUCCUUGACGACAUCAAGACUAGAUGCGUCAUCAUACACAACAUCAGUCACGAUCUGAUUGCCAAGCUAAGGCAAGACGGCUGGACUGUAAACUCCACGGCGAAGGUUACCAUAGAGCGGCUCAAGAAGAUCCUCAUGCACGUUCUGGAAGACUCGAUGCAUGACACGAUGAGACAGUUCUUCAACAUCGAUCUUCGCAAAUUUGGAACCGUCCAACAAUUCACCAAUAAGCUGCAUUGGUGCUGGACGCGACUCGAAGCAGUGCUUGACAAGCCUGACGAGAGGCUCUUCGUCUAUGCAGCUAUGGAAGGCUUCCGUGAAGCCAGACCUGACUGGUACAACAACUGA
Purpureocillium takamizusanense is the source of this 411-nucleotide messenger RNA. RefSeq lists its product as uncharacterized. The transcript has a single exon. The coding region runs from base 1 to 411 and encodes 136 amino acids. The record is from RefSeq and is a predicted model, not a curated record. Lineage: Eukaryota; Fungi; Ascomycota; Sordariomycetes; Hypocreales; Ophiocordycipitaceae.